AGUAAUCUUCGACCACCGCAAACAUGGGUAUCUCUCGCGACUCUCGUCACAAGCGCGCCGCUACCGGUGCUAAGAGGGCAUACUACCGCAAGAAGAGGGCUUUCGAGAAGGGCCGUCAGCCCGCCAACACCCGUAUCGGCACCAAGCGUAUCCACCUUGUCCGUACCCGUGGUGGUAACCGCAAGUUCCGUGCCCUCCGUCUCGAGGCCGGCAACUUCUCGUGGGGCUCCGAGGGUGUCGCCAGGAAGACCCGUGUCAUCGUCGUCGCCUACCACCCCUCCAACAACGAGCUGGUCCGCACCAACACCCUGACCAGGUCCGCCGUCGUCCAGAUCGAUGCCGCUCCCUUCAGGCAGUGGUACGAGGCCCACUACGGCACCUCCCUCGGCCGCAGGAGGCAGAAGGCCGCCGCUGGUGAGACUGAGGAGGCCAAGAAGAGCAAGAGCGUCACCAAGAAGCAGGAGGAGCGCGUCAAGGCCACCGGCAAGGUCGAGUCUGCCCUCGAGAAGCAGUUCGAGGCUGGUCGUCUCUACGCCGUCAUCUCUUCCCGUCCCGGCCAGUCCGGCCGCGUCGACGGUUACAUCCUGGAGGGUGAGGAGCUCGCCUUCUACACUCGUGCCAUCAGGAAGUAGAGGAUUGGCAUUCAUCGUGCGGGUUCUUUACGGUUUAUGCGGGGUCAAAAUUCGGUCAAUGGGCAUGUACACGGGCUGCAAGGAGUCUUGCUUUAGCAGUCACAAUUGAAGUGGGUAUGAAUAAUACCAAAUCAGCAAGUCAUGCCUGUCGCCUCGCA
This is a messenger RNA of Aplosporella prunicola CBS 121167, 790 nucleotides long. RefSeq lists its product as uncharacterized. The record is from RefSeq and is a predicted model, not a curated record. Gene Ontology annotation, cellular component: ribosome; cytosolic small ribosomal subunit. Gene Ontology annotation, biological process: maturation of SSU-rRNA from tricistronic rRNA transcript (SSU-rRNA, 5.8S rRNA, LSU-rRNA); translation. The transcript has 3 exons. NCBI's taxonomy places the organism in Eukaryota, Fungi, Ascomycota, Dothideomycetes, Botryosphaeriales, Aplosporellaceae. Gene Ontology annotation, molecular function: structural constituent of ribosome. Bases 24 to 632 code for a protein of 202 amino acids.